Vigna radiata var. radiata (mung bean) is the source of this 937-nucleotide messenger RNA. Its product is annotated as probably inactive leucine-rich repeat receptor-like protein kinase At2g25790. The record is from RefSeq and is a predicted model, not a curated record. Gene Ontology annotation, molecular function: protein binding. Bases 11 to 778 code for a protein of 255 amino acids. The transcript has 2 exons. NCBI's taxonomy places the organism in Eukaryota, Viridiplantae, Streptophyta, Magnoliopsida, Fabales, Fabaceae.
GGCUACAACCAUGUCAAUGAAGAAUCCAGUUGGUUUAAGAUUGAUGAUGUUUAUGCUGUUUGUGGUGUCGCAGGUUGUUAAUGGAGAACAGCACAUCAGAUGCCUUCCAAAGGAGAGGGAAGCACUCCUCCAAUUCAAGGCUGCCAUUGUGGAUGAAUAUGGCAUGCUAUCAUCUUGGAGCACUCCUCACUGCUGCCAAUGGGAGGGGAUUCGCUGCAGCAACCUCACCUCCCAUAUUAUAAGCCUCGACCUUCAUGGAGAUAUAUAUGAAGAAAGUCUCCACCUUCACGGAGACUUUUACCAAUAUCGCUAUCUGAGCGGAGAGAUCCACAAGUCGUUGAUGGAGUUGCCACAAUUACAGUAUUUGAACCUCAGUUCUAAUUAUUUUCCAGACACUCACAUCCCAGAGUUUCUUGGUUCUCUCAAAAACUUGAAAUACCUUGACUUGUCUAAUUGUGAUUUUGGCGGAAGAAUUCCAAGUGAAUUAGGCUCUCUUUCUAAUUUGGAAUACUUAAAUCUUGCUUAUAAUUCUCUGAACGGUUCAAUCCCUUAUCAGCUUGGAAAUCUCUCCCAAUUGCAGCAUCUUGAUCUCAGUCACAAUCUUUUAGAAGGAAAUAUAUCUCCUCAACUUGGAAAGCUCUCCCAGUUGCAGCAUCUUGAUCUCAGUUGGAAUGAUUUUCAAGGAAAUAUAGCACCUCAACUUGGAAAUCUCUCCCAAUUGCAUGAGCUCUAUCUUGGAAAUUUCGAUAAUCUCAAAAUUAGUGACGGAGGUACUUGAAACUCAUCUUCUUGUACGACUCCACCUUUGAGCUUGUUAAGCUUGGACAAAGCAAUGAUUUCAUUAAAUUAUUAACGUCAUUAAGCACUGUGUUUGCAGUGAAAAAUAAAUUGUCAUACAUAUUAUUAACAAUUCACUCUUCUUUUUCUUAUCAUCCAA